Messenger RNA from Stereum hirsutum FP-91666 SS1, 2280 nucleotides. RefSeq lists its product as uncharacterized. NCBI's taxonomy places the organism in Eukaryota, Fungi, Basidiomycota, Agaricomycetes, Russulales, Stereaceae. The record is from RefSeq and is a predicted model, not a curated record. The transcript is spliced from 5 exons. Gene Ontology annotation, molecular function: metal ion binding. Bases 309 to 1916 code for a protein of 535 amino acids.
GACGACGUCCACUCCAGUCGACAUGAAGGUAGAGAAGAGAGUCGCAACAAUGCUUCUCACUGUGGCGGUGGAUGUCGCCACCGCAGAGGUCCGCGCGAUCACGUGGUUAUGUCUUCUCGCACAUUCAUGAUGGUUCCGCUGCUGCUGACUGAUCUUGGCCCAUUGACCAGCGCCGCAUUACACUCAGCCACUCUUUCUUUGACCACCACCAUCUAUAUUUCUCUUGUCUGGAUCUGCGACUACAGCCCGCUAAGUCUAUCUCAGUCGAUUACUUCUUGCUCGUGCGUCAAACUUGGAUAUAAAACGAGAUGGCAGACAUUCCGGCGAUGGGUAUGCCUCUCCUGAGUGGGCCACCUCCACCUUCGAACUCUUCUCGGGCAGAAAUCAGCUGUCGCAAGUGUAAUAAGGAAUUCAACCUGCUAUUCACGAGGUCACAUCGGUGUAAUCACUGCGGCUACUCUUAUUGUUCUUCAUGCUCAGAUUACCAAGCUCUCAUGCCGCGUACCGGUCCUGACACCGGAUACGAACCUGUCACUGUCUGUACAUUUUGUAUAGGCAAUCUUACAAUCACCGCCGGAGGGCGUAAUUAUCUCAAGAGUUUGCCGCUUGCACGAUUGAAGAAGUACGCGGACGCUUAUAAUAUUAAUACGGAUGGUAUCCUAGAAAAGGACGAGCUAAUCGCCAGGAUAGUGAACAAAAGGAGUUCAAAUGGUUGCCUCCCGCGAGCGUGCGAGGAAUACUACAGGCGCAACUCAGUUCCUAAUCGCCAGACAGCUCGUCCACGAAGUCUUUUCGACAGAACCCUAGGAACCGACCGACCGCCCGCCUCUCCGCCAGCUACACCCGUACCCCGACGUCCCUCAUCAUCAUCCACCUUCGCACGCCCAGAUCUCGAACCAUCUCACCAAAAUCCUCCCCCACACUCUCGAACCUCACAACCAGGAUACGCCCCGCCACCCGGUCCACCCCCGACUCAACACGCGCCGAGACCACAAUACCCGCCUCCACCACGCCAGCGCACAUCCUCGACUCAGAAUCCGCAUACCCAGGGCCAAUACCCACCGUAUAAUCCACAUACAAGGCCGAAUACAGUUCACCCUGGCGCGGGUGGGAAUCCAUACCCUAAUCAACGGCCACCGCAACCCUCACGUCCUGCCUCCGCAGGCCCACGCACUCCCCAGCCCACGACUAGACCAUCGCCACCGCCGCCCGUUCCAACACUCGAACAGCUUCUCACAAUGACAGACGAUGAUAUCGCGAAAUUGACGAUUGGGACGCUGAAGAACGUGUUGUUCCAGAAUCAUGUGAAUGCGACGUUGAUGUUGGAAAAGAGCGAGUUGGUGGGGAAGGUGAUGAGGUUGGUUGAGGCAGAGCGGACGGAGAGAAGGGAGAGGGAGGAGGAGGAGGAGAGAGAGAGGUUAAGGGAGGAGGAAGAGGCGAUGGAAAGACAGAGGGUCAUGAUGGCGCAGCAUCGGGAGAGACAAGAGAGGGAGGCACGAGAACGGGAGGAGAGAGAGAAGAGGGAGAGGGAGGCUCAAGAGAGUACUGGCGGAGACGAGCCUCCUGUGGUUGUAGAAGGGGAACAGACCGUGGACGAAGAGAAACCACCUGCGACUGACGAACGUCGCUCGGAAGAGACAACGCCAACUGCUGCACCGUCGACUCCACCGAAACCAAAGACGACUGCCCCACCUGUGCCACCGAAGUCUCCUGCGUCUAUGGCCGCACAUUUAGAACGUACUGGUCUAUGUGUCAUCUGCCAGGAUGAGGAGGCAAAUAUCGCUAUCGUGGACUGCGGGCAUCUCGCGAUGUGCAGAGGUUGUUCGGACCUCAUCAUGGGGUCUACGAGGGAAUGUCCCCUUUGUCGGACUAGGAUCGUCACAGAAGCUCGGUUACUUCGGAUCUUCAAGUCUUGAGACAGCCAGCUGUCUCGUCGCGAUCACCAUCGGCCAAGACUGUAGGGUCUUGAAAUCUUGUUGCCCUUAGGAGUCAUCAGUCAUGAGGUAUUCCACCUAAGGAUAAACGUUCGAGUCAUGCCCUUUCCCUCUCUCUUGUCUCUCCUCACAUGUUAUCCCCAUGCAAGGACCACCUCACUCUAGCUUUCGCCUGCCUUUCCUCUCUAUAUCGCUUUCAUCGGAGUCUUGUUGCGUCGUUCGACUGACACGGGUUUAUGUCUCAACUUGUACUACCUCACCACACUCAUACUUAUCGUCUCGCUUUCUGUGCUGUUAUUGCUGAUACUUAUUGCUGGUAGAAAUCAAUAUACGAUAUUCAAUCUCC